Lutra lutra (Eurasian river otter) is the source of this 2622-nucleotide messenger RNA. RefSeq names its product hydroxysteroid 17-beta dehydrogenase 4 (gene HSD17B4). Gene Ontology annotation, molecular function: oxidoreductase activity. The coding region runs from base 119 to 2359 and encodes 746 amino acids. The transcript is spliced from 25 exons. The record is from RefSeq and is a predicted model, not a curated record. NCBI's taxonomy places the organism in Eukaryota, Metazoa, Chordata, Mammalia, Carnivora, Mustelidae.
UCCCUGAAGCCAUCAGGUCACUCCCAUCCACCCCCUUCCAUUCCAUCUUUCCUCGGCGUGUCGCAGGGAGAGCUGAAGCGAUUCGUCUUGUGUGUCUGUGUCGCAGCAGGCUGGACUCAUGGCCUCGCUGCUGCGUUUCCACGGGCGGGUGGUACUGGUCACCGGCGCGGGGGGAGGGCUGGGCCGAUCCUAUGCCCUGGCUUUUGCAGAAAGAGGAGCAUCCGUUGUUGUGAAUGACCUAGGAGGGGACAUGAAGGGAUUGAGUGAAGGCUCCUUAGCCGCUGCUGAUAAGGUUGUUGAAGAAAUAAGAAGUAAAGGUGGAAAAGCCGUGGCCAACUAUGAUUCAGUGGAAGCGGGAGAGAAGAUUGUGAGGGCAGCACUAGAAGCUUUUGGAAGAAUAGAUAUUGUGGUCAACAAUGCUGGAAUUCUGAGGGACAAUUCUUUUGGUAGAAUAAGUGAUGAAGACUGGGAUAUAAUCCACAGAGUCCAUUUGCGAGGCUCGUUCCAAGUGACCCGGGCAGCUUGGGAUCAUAUGAAGAAACAGAAGUUUGGAAGGAUUAUCAUGACUGCCUCAGCUUCAGGAAUAUAUGGCAACUACGGCCAGGCCAAUUAUAGUGCAGCAAAGCUGGGUCUUCUGGGCCUUUCAAAUACCCUUGCAAUUGAAGGCCAGAAAAGCAACAUUCAUUGUAACACUAUUGCCCCUGCUGCUGGAUCACGGAUGACCCAAAACAUUAUGCCUGAAGAUCUCAUGGAAGCUCUGAAGCCGGAUUACGUGGCCCCCCUGGUCCUUUGGCUUUGCCAUGAGAGCUGUGAGGAAAACGGUAGCUUGUUUGAGGUUGGAGGAGGAUGGAUUGGAAAAUUACGCUGGGAGCGGGCUCUUGGAGCCAUUGUGAGAGAGAAGAAUCAGCCAAUGACUCCUGAGGCUGUGAGGGCCAACUGGAAGCAGAUCUGUGACUUUGAUAAUGCCACCACGCCGCAGAGAAUUCAAGAAUCAAUUGGCGGUAUAAUUGGAGUUCUAAAUAAAAUAGAUUCAGAGGGAGGAGUGUCGACCAAUCCUACGAGUCAGGCAUCAUCAACAGCUACAUCAGCUUUUGCUGGAGCCAUUAGCCAUAAACUUCCUUCCUUUUCCUCUGCUUAUACGGAAUUGGAAACUAUUAUGUAUGCCCUUGGCGUGGGGGCAUCGAUCAAGGAACCGAAAGAUAGGAAAUUUAUAUAUGAAGGAAGCACCGAUUUCUCCUGUUUGCCUACCUUUGGAGUUAUUAUAGCUCAGAAACCUAUAGUAGGUGGAGAAUUAUCAGAGAUUCCUGGGCUUUCAGUCAACUUGGAGAAGGUUCUCCACGGGGAGCAAUACUUGGAGUUAUAUAAACCACUUCCCAGAGCAGGAAACUUAAGAUGUGAAGCAGUCAUUGCUGAUGUUCUAGAUAAAGGAUCCGGGCUAGUAGUUCUCGUGGAUGUCUAUUCUUACUUUGAGGAGGAGCUCAUGUGUUACAAUCAGUUCUCUAUUUUUGUUGUUGGCUCUGGAGGCAUUGGUGGAAAACGGACAUCAGACAAAGCUAAGGUAGCUGUACCCGUGCCUAAUAGACCUCCCGAUGCCGUGCUUAGAGACACCACCUCUCUUAAUCAGGCUGCUUUGUACCGCCUCAGCGGCGACUGGAAUCCCUUACACAUUGAUCCUAACUUCGCUGCUUUCGCAGGUUUUGACAAGCCCAUAUUACAUGGAUUAUGUACAUUUGGAUUUUCUGCCAGGCAUGUUUUAAAGCAGUUUGCAGAUAAUGAUGUGUCGAGAUUCAAGGCAAUUAAGGUUCGUUUCGCAAAACCAGUGUAUCCAGGACAGACUCUACAAACUGAGAUGUGGAAGGAAGGAAACAGAAUCCAUUUCCAAACCAAGGUCCAAGAAACCGGAGACAUCGUCAUUUCAAAUGCGUAUGUGGAUCUCUUGCCAAAAUCUGAUACUUCAGUGAAGACACCCUCUGAGGGCAAGGAGCUCCAGAGUACUCUGGUCUUUGAGGAAAUAGGUCGCCGCCUUAAGGAUAUCGGGCAUGAGGUGGCGAAGAAGGUCAAUGCCGUAUUUGAGUGGCAUAUCACUAAAGGUGGACACACGGCAGCCAAGUGGACAUUAUGUGAAAACACGUGUGUACCAGCUAUUGACCUCAAAGGCGGUUCUGGAAAAGUGUACCAAGGCCCGGCCAAAGGCUCAGCUGACGCAACCUUCACCCUUUCCGAUGAAGAUUUCAUGGAAGUCGUCCUGGGCAAGCUGGACCCCCAGAAGGCAUUCUUCAGUGGCAGACUGAAGGCCAGAGGGAACAUCAUGCUGAGCCAGAAGCUUCAAACGAUUCUUAAAGACUACGCCAAGCUCUGAAGGACACACCGCAGUGUGACUAAGACUAGAAAAAUUACAUACUCUCUUUGCCCAGAUAUGCAAACGUGAUUAAGCAAAAGUGAUCAAAACUAAGAUACAGGGAAAGCUGCUUACCAUUUUCAGGUUUUAGAUAAGUUUGGAGAUUUUAAUUUUUUACUAAUUUUUCACAUUAUUGUUCUUUUUACAAGAAACUGUAAGCCAGCACAUAAUACCUUUCUGUUCUCAGAGCUCUAUCUUCAUAAUAAAAAAACUUUCGCCCAGGU